This is a messenger RNA of Stegastes partitus (bicolor damselfish), 2034 nucleotides long. RefSeq names its product myeloid zinc finger 1-like. Gene Ontology annotation, biological process: regulation of gene expression. The transcript has 2 exons. Gene Ontology annotation, cellular component: nucleus. The record is from RefSeq and is a predicted model, not a curated record. NCBI's taxonomy places the organism in Eukaryota, Metazoa, Chordata, Actinopteri, Pomacentridae. The coding region runs from base 702 to 1649 and encodes 315 amino acids.
CCUAGCUCCAAAGCAUCAGUUACCAUGGAGACCUAGCAGGUAUAAAGGGAGCCUUUAGGCUUUAGACUUGUGGCUCAACAUACCUGAUAACCCAGCGGUCUUUCUGCGUAGUACAGCCCUCUGGUGUUUGGACCCAUCCACUAUCUGGACCUUCAUCCCAGGGACGGUGCUGACAGCUGCUGCAGCAGCUCUCUCUGCUUGCUGGAGAUUUAGCUCCAGGGAAGAAUGAUCACAUCACAAACUCAUGGAGUGCUAAGCGGCGGUGGUGUGAUGGGCCUGAGAGCAGGAGAACCGCUGGUAUGAACCACAGGGCAGAGGCAGUAAAACCCGUUUCAGAACACGGCCCACAGAACUCACUGAGACACUUUAUAUGCUGACUAAACACUGAGCACGGUCUGUCCAGCAUGUAGAGCUGUGUAGGAAAGACGAAACCAGGAAGUGAACAAUUCCCAUCAGAGCAACUCCUGGGACAAGCGCUGUGAACAAGACUGUCAGCAACAGGCUUGAGCAGAGGAUGUCGCGUUGUGCUGAUUGUUGUCUGCAGCUACACCCGGCGUCCAUCAGGGGGCGGUAAUGCCUUCUGAAGCUGGACUGACAGCCGCCAGCCAGCAGCAGAAGAAGCUCCCCAACACGCUGCUGGGCCCAAACACUGACCGGUGCUGGUUUCUUCCAAACACGGAUCGGAGCUGUUGCUGAGGAACAUGUCCAGACUCCAGAGCCUGAAGCUGUUCAUCCACCAGCGGCUCGCAGCCACCGUGGAGGAGGUCAUCGGGCACCUGGAGAGGACUCUGACCGAGUACGAGGACCAGAUGGAGUGUCGCCAUUGCAGGCUGCUGGCUCCGGUGUCGGAUCCUCAGCACUCGAGGAAAACAACAGAGAUCCAGCAGCUGGUGAUCAAAGAUGAGCUUUGUUCUGAGCAGCAGCAGUGGACCUCCAGUCUGAACCAGGACAACCCAGUCUGCCAGCACAUUAAAGAUGAAGAACCGGAUUUCUGGCCCGGUCUGGAGCCUGAGCAGCUACAAAUGCUUUAUGAGGACGAGGUCCCCAGCGUCCCAUUCACAGCCGUCUCUGUGAAACACACUGACCCUGAAGAGGAAGCUCAGUCCUCACAGCUUCAUCACAGACGGACGGAGGAGAACCCAGAGUCUCCAGGUUGUGGCUCAGCCCAGCAGAUCAAAACAGAGGAGGACUGUGGAGGACCACCACCGGGCCAGGUCCUCCUGUCUGGUCUUCAGUGUCCGUCAGAGUCUGAUGACAGGACGUCACGCUCUGCUGAAGCUGAGACUGAAGACAGAGGUGACGGCUGGAGGGAGAUGAGGAAACCCCAGACACCUGUGAACAUCAGCACAACGAAAGCUCCUGUGAAUGAUGUGGGGGGACACAAAAUGUUUGGCUGCUCCAAAUGUGGGAAGCGGUUUGGCCAGAAGCACCAUCUGCAGACGCACAUGAGGUGUCACACUGGAGAGAAGCCGUUCAGUUGCUCCCUGUGUGGGAAGAGAUUCACUCAGAAGGGGAACAUGACGCAGCACCUGGCGGUCCACACCAGAGAGAAGCCGUGCAGCUGUCCGGUCUGCGGCGAGAGGUUUGCCCAGAAAGGAAAUCUGACACAACACAUGACUGUCCACACGAGAGAAAAGCUCUGCUGGUGAGAGACUCGGACAAUAUCUUAUUUACAGCAGCAAACUCAACAAAGAAUCAACAUGUUCAUACAACCAACCGGCUCUGGCCAUGAAAACAGUCCGUCAUGGUCCAAACAUGCCGCUGGUCCAGGAGUAGAGCAGGUGGUCCAAUAGUCAGGCAGUUGGGUUCUGAUUCCUGGCUGCUCAGGCCUCCGGAUGGUUUGAAUGUUGGUGUGUGUCAGUUGGAAAGCCUGUUCAGACCCUGUUCCUGUGGCCCAAGACCCUGUUCCUGUGGAUCAAGACCCUGUUCCUGUGGAUCCUACACAUCAUGUACUGGGCUCUAUGUUCUCGUUUAGCCUUGAAGUGCAGUGUUUGUCUGUCAGUGUGUCUGUCUAAUAAAACAUUUAUGUCUGGA